CGCUGGCUCCACUGCGGACUGGCCGGCGUUGAGGGAUCUCGGCUCAGUGAGCUAUUUUUGAAAGUGACCCUGAUAGUUUGCAGCUGUUUACGACCAUGACUGAAGAUGACGGAUUCAGUUGUCGCGGAAGGCCAAGUCAGACUGAGGGACGGGAAAAAGUGGAAACAUAGAUGGCUGGUGCUUCGAAAACCUUCCCCUGUUGCAGAUUGCUUGCUCAUGCUGGUGUUCAAAGACAAGUGUGAGAAGAGCAAGGGGCACAAGGAGAGGAGCAGCCUGACUCUGGAGGAUAUAUGUGGCCUUGAACCCGGCCUCUCGCUUGAAGGCGUGAGUCACAUCCUCGCUAUCAUCUGUCUGGGACAAACUGUGCUGCUGGCCUUUGAGAACAAGGAGACCAUGUGUGCCUGGGACAUUCGCACUCGCUACAGCCUUGGAGAAGUUCACAGGUUCCACGUCACCGUGCUCCCGGGCACCAAGCUGGAAAGUGGACCUGCCACCCUCCACUUCUGCAACAACAUCUUUGUGCUGGUGCGGGAUGUCCCGCCGGGCAUCAUUGGCCACUGGAAGCUCUCCGACAUGAGGCGUUACGGUGCCAUCCCCAACGGGUUCGUCUUUGAAGGGGGGUCGCGGUGCGGACCCUGGGCCGGCGUUUUCUUCCUGUCCUGUGCGGAGGGCGAGCGCAUCAGCUUCCUGUUCGACUGCAUUGUCAGAGGCAUCUCGCCGACCAAGGGGCCCUUCGGCCUCAGGCCCGUGUUGCCCGAUACCAGUAUAAGCACUACCACCAUCGAGGAGAGGAUCAGUAACGAGGCAUUGGAGUUGGAGAAACGUUUGAGUCUCCUGUCACAGUCCAGUCGGCACAGUAGUGGAGGUGAUGACCGCAGUCUGUCCAGCUCCACCGAGUCCUCGGACACCAGCCAGUCGGACACGGCGAGCGUGGGCAGCCGCCUGACGCUGUGGGCGGAGCAGCAGCCAGCGGCCCCGGGCCCGGGGGGCGGCUCAGGCUCAGGCCCAGGCCCAGGGCCACAGGAGGCGGGCAGGAGGCCGGGCCCGGAGGCCUCGGGCUCUGCUAGGCCUCACGCCCCUGCCAAGCCUCCGCGCUGCCGCCGGCUGCAGGAGGUGGGUCGCCAGGGCUCGUCGGACAGCGGCAUCGCCACGGCCAGCCACUCGUCGUCGUCGGGCAGCUUCUCCUCCUGCGCCGGCAGCGAUGAGUUCGGCUCCCAGGCCAGCCUGAUGCCGGCGGCCAGAACCGCACCAACGGCCCGGGCCUGGUGCAACUGUGGCUCCGGCCUCGACUACCGCGUCCCUGCCGCCCUCCAGCACCACCACUACGACAGCCCGAGGAGCAUCCUGCAGCCACCCGGGCCUCGAGGGGAGGAGGAGGAGGAGGCAGCCGGGGCAUGCGACAGCUGCGGCCCAGCCCCCGCCAUGGCACCGGCACCACCCCUCAUCGCCACCUGCCUCAGCUGUGGAGGCCUCAAGGGAACAACAGCCUCACAAUUGGGACCCUCGCCUACCCUAGGUGCCACAGAUAAAAAAACAGGGAAAAAGGAAGAGAAGCCGAAAGUGGUGACGGGGCAGAUGUACGAACUUAUGGAGUCACUCCCAACAGAGAAACAGUCGGAGGCAGAGAAAUGCGGAGGGUAUGAGUACAUGGCCAGCUGUGGACAGCAGAAGCCCCUCCUGGAGGCAGAAGGUACGGAGCUUCGUCAGCACAGAGCAGCAACAGCAACACCUGAUCACUCAAGGUGGUGUGCCUGUGCGACCACUGUUAAGCACAUCCUUGCCUGGGUCCACCCGGGACAUCUAAGUCACACCGAGGGCAAGGCAGCCACCCGGAGAAACAAAAGCGGCGGGUUCAGCCUGGCCAAGUGUAGCCGCGGUGUCCUCCGCCACUUCUCCAUCGCUUGGCGUCUUGGACGGCGCCCGGACCAGUCGAGCCCCAGACUGUUGCAGGACCUCCUACGGCUCACUCCACCGACAAGGCACUGGACACCCCCCCCACUCUUGGUUUGUUUACUGGCCCUCCGCCUGACUCCCUCCACUCAGGGUGGGCGAGCCAGGCCUUACAAGCAGCUCCGCGGUGGGCAAGCCAGAUCUACUGGGCCUUCUGGUGGGCUUGACUGCGGUUUGCAGGAGAAAGGAUUUCCAGACGAUGAGACGUCAGGCAGCUUUGACACCAAGAAACUAUCGGUGGGGACACUCAUUUGCCCCCAGGACCUCGCUGGGGCGGACAGACCUCGCGGUGAAGGGGCGACGUACAUCAACAUCCCGGUGAGCCCUGUCUCGAAGAAGCAACUCCACUACAUGGAGCUGGAGCUACAGGAGUCCAGUCCUGCCAUUCGAGGGGCGAGCUCGUCUAAGUACGCGCAGAUUGACAUCACGGCGACGGAGACGGCACACAAGGUGGGCAGCCAACAUGCCCAGCACAGGGAGGAGCGCUUGCAAGAGUUGGAGCAGAAGAGGAAAGGGCCGCUGCUGCAGUGAUGCAACCUAGUGAUCAACUCCGCUGAACAUUCUGCCUUUCGCUCAAGCCUUCAGCACCGAAUCGGACUCGGUGCAGGCCUGGAUGGACAGGCUCCCGGUCCAACUUCCACGUUGACCUUGCUCCCGACGCACCAUGGCUCUGUGAUCCUGCACAGGCUCCGAGCGUGACUGGAUUCAUCAGGAAUUUUGUGCAACGCAUUGUCAACAGAGAAUGUCUUUUUGACCUAUUUGCUCCUCAUUAGUAUUUACAUAGAACAGUACAGCACAAAAACAGGCCCUUCGGCCCACAUACUGGCCGAACAUGAUGCCAAGACCAACUCUCAACUGCCUGCACAUAAUCCAUAUCCCUCUAUUCCCUGCAUAUCCAUGCCUAUCCAAAACUCCUAUCUGCCAGCACAUCUAUUAUCCCUCCAUUCCCUGCACAUCCAUAUCCAAAAGUCUCUUACAUGCCACUAUCGUAGCUGCCUCAACUACGCCCCUCCCCUCCAACUCCAGCUGUUUCCUGGCUAUGGGGGCUUCUUGCCUGGCAUUGUAGCCUUGGGUGCUGGUCACUUUAAGGUACCUCGCCCAUUCUUUACAUAGAGACAAGGAACUGCAGAUGAAGGUUAAUACACAAAAGGGCACAAAGUGCUGGAGUAACUCAGCAGGUCAGGCAGCAUCUCUGGAGAACAUGGAUAGGUGACGUUUCGGAUUGAGUCUAAAGAAAGAUUCAGACUUGAAGUGUCACCUAUCCACGUUCUACAGAGAUGCUGCCUGACCCACUGAGUUACUCCAGCACUUUGUGACCUCUCCACACACAUUGUCCACUCUAUAGGAUCAGUGUUCAGGUUUCUCUCUUUGAAGUAGAAGUAGUCCAGGUUUCUCCAUUUGGGGGCUCAUUAUGCAGACUUCAUAACUAUUUUGUGGAUGGGUGUUAGUGGGUUGAAUAUACCUUUUAGUGCCUGUGCUGUGAGCCUGUGAUUCCAUUGUCUACGGUGGCUGCCCAUUGAUUGCGGCAUGGGUGAGAGUUGGUUCUGUAAAAGUUCCUGGAAUUUCGAAUUACCCCUGAGUUGCUUCAGUUCCAUCUGCCAAAGCCAGCGUUGCCCAUUGUCCCUCCCUGUCCUACAAUACCGCGCACUUUAAAAAAGACACAACGUGCUGGAGAGCAUGGAUAGGUGACAUUUCUAUAAGACAAAUAGGCCAUUCAGCACAUAGACCCCAUUCAAUCAUGGGCUGAUCUAUUUUUCCCCUCUCAACCCCAUUCUCCUGCCCUCUCCCCGUAACCUCUGACGCUCUUCCUCAUCAAGAACCUAUCAAUCUUCACCUUAAAAACACUCAAUGCCUCUGUACAGACCGCUGUCUGUGGCAAUGAAUUCUACAGAUUCACCACUCUCUGGCUGAAGAAAUUCCUCUUCAUCCCCAUUUUGCAGGUACGUCCUUUUAUUCUGAUGCUGUUUCGAGUUGGGACCCUUCUUCAGACUGAUUUACACUUUAGACAUGGUUGAAUUAAAUUUCAUCCAAUUCACAGGAUAUUCCCAACACUCAUUUCUCUUCCCAAAUGUCCUUCAGGAAUGAUGGAUUUUCUUCCAACAAGGUGUUACUGAGCGAGAUGGUUUUUAAACAAACAUGUUUCAUGGUUAUAGAAUGCACACUGAGCAAUUCCAGUUGAAUGUGCAACAUAUAUGGCAAACAGGAAUUUCUACAGCUAAAGGGACCUUCUGUUCAUCCACCAUAUUCCCAGUUGGGGUGUUCAAAUUCCUUGCAUUGUUUUCCUUGGGAUUGGCUUUUUUUAUUUAAUACUGAUUAUUUGACCCAUUCUUUUGAUUCUUGACUCCCUUACUCUGAUUUUAAAAAAACCAGUUAAUUACCCUAUCUAUCGCCUCAAGUUCACACCUCUAUAAGAUCACCCCUCAUCCUCCAACGCUCCAAGGAAUAAAUCCUAGCCUGCUCAAGGUCUCCCUAUAGCUCAGGCCCUUGGAUCCUGGCAACAACCUUGUAAAUCUUCUCUGCACCCUUUCCAGCUUAGCAACAUUUUUCCCUAUAGCAGGGUGACCAAAACUGUACACAAUACUUCAAAUGUGGCCUCACCAACGUCUUGUACAACUAUAACAUGACCUCCAAACUUCUAUACACAAGGUCAAUAUACCGAAAGUUAAGUGCUUUUAUUUCCCCCCAGUGUUUUUGAAGUACAAUCAUUCUGCAGCGUUGCACAGGCGUUCAUACCAGAUUAUGCCGAUCGGGAUCUUAAGGUCAAUUCCUUUUAUUUUCCACUAAGUCCUGCUGAACAAAUCAAGCACAAUGCAAAUGUCUCUGUGAUGGGAAAUCAUUUUGCAAAAGUAAACCAGAAGGGAAUGGAUGAAAAGAGUAAAGUGAAAAACGGAGUUUUGAGAAGGGAUUUCACAGGAAGUCUGGUUUUGUUCUUGAUUUGUGUAUUUAUAAUGUAUUUAUUUCACAUGCAUAUAUAUAAAUAUAUAAUUUUAAUUGACGUUUAUCUUUUAACUAUUUUGAGUUUACUGCUGUUAUCUUAAUGUGUAGGGGUUAUUUUACUCCGUGUUAAUACAUUGCCUCUUUGGGUACAGUCCCCCAUUUGGGGAAAUGAAGCUUAUGUACACUGUUCAAAGUCACUGCCAAUUUUUUUUUUUUGAACCAACAUGUUUUUUAGUGCUGACUAAAAAGAGACUACUGAAGUUGUACAGAUACAUUUGUCAAUGUAGAUGAUGAACACAAAGUGCUGGAGUAACUCAGCGGGUCAGGCAGCAUCUCUGGAGAAAGGAAUAGGUGAUGUUUUGGGUUGGAACCC
Leucoraja erinaceus (little skate) is the source of this 5260-nucleotide messenger RNA. RefSeq names its product docking protein 7b (gene dok7b). Bases 106 to 2481 code for a protein of 791 amino acids. Gene Ontology annotation, biological process: positive regulation of protein tyrosine kinase activity; neuromuscular junction development. The record is from RefSeq and is a predicted model, not a curated record. The transcript is spliced from 15 exons. Gene Ontology annotation, molecular function: protein kinase binding. Lineage: Eukaryota; Metazoa; Chordata; Chondrichthyes; Rajiformes; Rajidae.